AUGAUAGUUUUGUAUAAAUAUGGAGGCCUCUACUUUGACACAGAUGUAAUUGUGCAGAAGAAUAUGGAUGAAUUUCCAGCAAACUUUUUGGGAAAAGAAGCAUCUGAUGGAAAGAAAGUUUAUAACGUUAAUAAUGCAGUUAUGGGAUUUCAAAAUAAAAUCGGACAAGGAAUACUCGAACUGUGUCUCAAGGAGUUGAUUGCAAGCUAUAACCCACAUGCAUGGAAUCACAAUGGUGGCGCUCUCCAGACUCGCGUGCUGGAACAUCAAGUUUGCAACACGAGCCUAGUGGAAAUGACUCCAGAGAAAUGCCACGGCUUCAAAGUAUUCCCAAAAGAAGAAUUCUAUGCUAUAAACUGGGAUGAUUGGGAACAAUUUUUCAAUGCCAAUCACACAGAAACCGUUCUUGAGGCGAUCCAAGGGUCAUCGGUUAUCCACUUAUGGAAUAAACUCUCGCACAGUCAAAUUAUCGCUAAAUCGAAAUCAAAAACUGCAUAUGAAAUAUUAGCAGAAAAAAACUGCCCGAAAGCAUUCGAAACAUCAGGGCAAUAUUUUUAA
Molecule: messenger RNA, 558 nt
Organism: Sitodiplosis mosellana (orange wheat blossom midge)
Lineage: Eukaryota; Metazoa; Arthropoda; Insecta; Diptera; Cecidomyiidae
Product: lactosylceramide 4-alpha-galactosyltransferase-like
Exons: 2
Coding region: 1-558 (185 amino acids)
Biological process (GO): glycosphingolipid biosynthetic process
Molecular function (GO): alpha-1,4-N-acetylgalactosaminyltransferase activity
Source: RefSeq, a predicted model, not a curated record